Tinamus guttatus (white-throated tinamou) is the source of this 370-nucleotide messenger RNA. The record is from RefSeq and is a predicted model, not a curated record. NCBI's taxonomy places the organism in Eukaryota, Metazoa, Chordata, Aves, Tinamiformes, Tinamidae.
CCUGUUGUGCCACAUGAACAGUAAAAAUUCUGCGAAUUGCUAUCUUGCAUAUGUAUUAUGUUUUGCACUUGAUAUUGAUAAGGUGCUAUUUAAUCUCUCAGCUAGGUCAAGGGCAGAUUCCAGUGUUGUCACUGCUUUUGUUGCGAAGAACCUCCGUUCCCUAAGAAUUACGGCUUCAACCUGCAAAGAAAUGGCAUCAGAUAUUCCUGGCUCAGUGGCCCUGCCAGUUGCGCCGAUGGCAAGCGGACAAGUGAGAAUGGCAGGAUCGAUGCCCUCCCGAGGAGGAAAGCGCCGUUCUGGAAUGGACUUCGACGAUGAAGAUGGAGAGGGUCCCAGCAAAUUUUCAAGGUGAGCAUUUAUAGAGUUGAUC